Molecule: messenger RNA, 2642 nt
Organism: Cryptotermes secundus
Lineage: Eukaryota; Metazoa; Arthropoda; Insecta; Blattodea; Kalotermitidae
Product: organic cation transporter protein
Exons: 13
Coding region: 252-2120 (622 amino acids)
Biological process (GO): transmembrane transport
Cellular component (GO): membrane
Molecular function (GO): transmembrane transporter activity
Source: RefSeq, a predicted model, not a curated record
AGUGUUACACGAACGAGUGAUCAAGGACGUAAUAGAUUUCAGUCUGGAAUGAAACUGCCGUUAGCGUAGUGACGUUGCAGGUACGCAAGAAGCUGGCCAAUGAAUGACCCCGAGGCGCGAAGAAGCGUCAGAUACUACGCUCUUCAGACUCGUUGGUUUCGUCAAGUGAAACAGUCGAUAGUGCUGAUACUGGCGUGCGAAUAACAAGGUGACUCGACCAUGCUCGCAUGAGUUUAGAAUAGCAGUAGAGAAUGGCGGAAGAAUCUUUGUUGGUCAGCUGUGACUGCGGUUACCGUGAUGUUCGUCAAGGCGUCAAGGCGCACCAGAAGACGUGUGGCGUCAGGAUAGUUCCAGCCCAGCGUCGUACCAUUGAGCAGAAGGAACAAGAUGCAGCCGAGAAGGACUCAAUGGCCGACACGACACCUAGCGGCCCUGAGCCGAAACACGCGUCCGUAAAACCCAAGAGAGAUGAAGGAGAGACGGAGGACCCUAUUUCUCAGGCUGUGGGCGAGUAUGGGCGGUGGCAGCUUCAACUUACAUUCUUCUUGUCGCUCUUCAACAUUCCCUGCACGUGGCAUAUAUUCGCCCUCACGUUCCAGUCCCUCCCGUCAGAUUUCUGGUGCGCGAAACCUCACCUCGCGAACAUUUCGGUGGACGAGUGGAGAAACAUCUCUCAUAUAUUAAGCACAAAGGACGGCAAGGACAGCUACAAUCCCUGCCAUAUCUGGGAUGUGGAUUACUCAGCAGCUACAUUCUCUGGACACAACAACUCUAGCAGGGCUUGCACCCAAUGGCAGUUUGACAGCACCGAGUCUGGAGAAACCAUCACUGAGAAGUGGCAACUGGUAUGCGACAGAGCACAACUCGUGAAUGUAGCGGAGAUGAUGUUCCUGGCCGGAGUGGCGGCCGGAGGUCUGGUUUCCGGCAUGGUGUCCGACAGGUUCGGCCGCAAGAGGACUCUGAUGGGCUCACUGGUGCUGCAGAUAUGUCUAGCCGUAAUCAUGGCUUUCUCACCCUGGUUCGAGCUUUACCUCGUCCUGCGGUGUUGCCUCGGCUUCAUCUCCGUUGGCGUUGUCUUCAGCGGAUUCGUUUUGUGUAUGGAGCUGGUGGGAGGGAAAUGGAGGACGAUAUCCGGAGUGUCCUACUUGUUCCCCGUGCCACUGAGUUACAUCGCGAUAGCCGGCAUCGCCUACUUCGUGAGGGGUUGGUCGCAGCUUCAGCUCGCCAUCACUCUCCCCUCCGUACUGCUCUUCGCACUCUGGUGGGUACUACCGGAAUCUCCCCGCUGGCUGUUGGCUGUUGGCAGAACAGAUGAGGUAAUGAUCAUCCUACAAGAAGCGGCACGUGUCAAUAAACGCCCCCUGCCUCCAAGUCUGGACAAGACACUUCGCCAAGCCACGGUCCGCAAGGAAUCUGCUGAUCAACCUAAGGCCGGUAUCAUGGAUCUUUUCCGCACUCCAAAAAUGAGGAAGAAUUCCUUGGUCCUGUAUGUCAUCUGGUUCAGUGUGUAUCUUGUAUACUAUGGCCUGGUGCUGAACCUGGGAAACAUUGGUGGAGACAUUUACAUAAACACAGUACUGUCUGGUGUUGUUGAGGUGCCCGCUAUUGCCAUCAGCAUCUUAUUCCUGCUCAAGAAGGGGAGGCGGUGGCCCUUGUGCCUCACACUUAUGGGCAGUGGCGCGGCAUGUCUCCUAACCCUCGCCAUACCACCAGGUGAUACAGACCUUGAGUGGGUAACCAUAAUGUUUGCAAUGGCCGGCAAGUUCUCCGUGUCCUCGUCUAAUGCCGUGACGCCGGUGUUCACUGCGGAGUUGUUCCCAACUGUGGUGCGAAACCUUGGAGUCGGGUCGUCAAACGUCCCUGCAGGGAUAGCCCUAAUGCUCGUGCCCUAUCUCUGGAAUCUGUCCGGGGUGGACGAACGCGUGCCGAUGGGUGUGUUAGGGGCCUUUGGACUGCUGGGCGGUCUGUGCGUGUUGCUCCUGCCCGAGACGGGUAACAGGCCCAUGGUGGCCACCCUGCAGGAAGGAGAGGAGUUGCCAAGGUCGAGAAAUACGAGCUGUGUGGAAAAGCAAGUGAAGAAAGGCGAUGCUGGCAACUGUAAUGGAUCUUUCGCGCCUUGAAACGUUACGUGUAUGGAAACUGAUGCUCACCUGUCCUCAUAUGAUCAUGAGUUCUAGAAUGGCCCUCUGAGCCUGAAGAUGGCAGGCAUUCAUCCUGUUUCAUCAGUACCUGUGUCUGCGACGAAAGAACAUGUUAAUGGCGUCUUUAUUUAUUUUCGUAUCUGAAUUGUUGUUAAUAUAUUGGCUACACAUAAGCUACUAAAUAGUAGCUAGCACGUUUUACGUAAAAUCACGUUAUUGAGUGAAUAGAUGUGGGCGUUGUUUGUGAAUCGACGUUAUAAAAAUGUGCGGCAUGACAGGAAGGAUAUAUAUUCAAUGGAGGAUUUUUUUAUUUCUUUAAGAAUACCGCUACACAAUCUCCACGUGACGGCCUCACAUUGGACGCCGCCUGCACAGUGUUCAGGCCGUGUCCUUUGUGAUUGUCCCCUAAGGAUUGUUUCUCAACAAGAAGUUAUGUAACCGGAAACUAAAACUGGCUUUAUGUGUGUCGAUUGAUCAAUAAACAUUAGAAAUUUAAAUUAA